Aphanomyces invadans is the source of this 1542-nucleotide messenger RNA. RefSeq lists its product as hypothetical. The transcript has a single exon. Bases 289 to 1350 code for a protein of 353 amino acids. Lineage: Eukaryota; Oomycota; Saprolegniomycetes; Saprolegniales; Verrucalvaceae. The record is from RefSeq and is a predicted model, not a curated record.
AUUUUGGCACAGAUGACGAGGAAGAUAGAGGUCUGUGAUGCGACGGUUCGUGGCAUAUACAUGAGGGUUUCCAACCUGUGCUGUCUGUAUGGGGGACUGAACAUCUCGGUUUGAUAUUGUCGACACAAGUCUGAGCCUACGACUCGUGCAUGCUCCGUGUUGUCGGUAUGACGCACCGCCUGCGAUGGACUUCUGCGGUCCAGACCUAUCGUCGGCGUUCGGGACGGGUGUGACUCGUCGGAGGGUGUUCAGGUGGUUGUCGGCGGCGGCGGCGAUGGAGGUGCGGGCAUGCUCAAAAGGGCUCAACCUUCGAGUCAUGCAGUUGCAUCUGUAGCUGGCGAACACGCUCUUCGUGCCAUGAGGCCAGGAGCCCGAUGGCCGCGUCUGCUCGCCGACCAAGUUGCGGUGAAAAGAUCACGAAAAACUGGAUUGGCCAAUCAGAAUCAAGUUCUAUUCCGAAGGCGAGAGCAGACGCGGACGGACGCGAUGACAUCCAAGUGGUUGGAAGACUCUGACUUUGUGGCGCGGUUCCGCGGCUUAUACGACCGCAAUGUGUCCACAACCGAGGUCACGGCACCGUCGAACCCUCCUCAAGACGUCGUGCGGCGCCUGGACGGGUUUGGCUUGGAAUGGGCGCCGCUGCAUCCGUUCGUGAAGCAAGCGGUGCUGUGGGACAUGGGCCUCGUGCAUCCCACGAACGGUGCCUUCGACAACGAAAACACACUGCAGCAAGUGUACACAAAAUGUGAUGCUGGGACGACCACCGGCUUGUCCAUGGCGUCGAUUGCCGUGACCAAGAACGAAUUCGAAAGCACGAGCGCGUCCGAGACUCUGCGUUGGUGUCGUAGUGCUACGACUGAAUACGCCCGACAGGAGAUUUCCAGCGGACUGAACCUUCGGAAAGUCUCGAAAUGCGCUACAAUGUUCUUGAGCACCAUGAAAGGCGGCGACGCCAGCAUGUGGUCCCAAGACGCGUCCGCCUUGAAUGCCAUUCCCGACCCUCAGCUCUUCCGACAUUCAUACGACUCGUGGAAGAUGAUUGCGAUCCACAAUCGACCUCGCACCGUCAAGGAAGCGUUGUGGGGCACUUGUCCGGACGCGACUUCUCCCGGUUACCUCACGAUCCCUUGUGUUGAACUGAACACGUCUAUCACGGACACGUCGUACUGCAAGCCUGCUCCAAGCGCACUCAUGGACAAGUGGCUCCAAGAACUCAAGCGGUCCAACACUGCCGUCAGCGUUGCGACCGAGAAGCCGACGACGCUCUCUCCAAACCGCGCCAAAUCGAUGCAUGCUUCCACGGCGGUGGUGGGUGUCGUGAGCGCCGUCGCUGCCAUCACGAGCUGGUAGAUCUUUCAGCGCUUCCGCAGCGCUUUGUCGGCGGCCCAACCCUCCACUCGCUUGCUCUAGCGCACCGCCAGGACUGAAGGUAGCGCAGCAGCAUCUGCAAUGUUUGGGGUCGUCGUUGUUUCGGUGAAGCUAAAUUAGGUGUUUCCAAAAAAAUUAUGAAUUUGUGCACCUAAAUUAAGGUUCCAUGCCUGA